Messenger RNA from Peniophora sp. CBMAI 1063, 573 nucleotides. The record is from the annotation of a GenBank genome assembly. Lineage: Eukaryota; Fungi; Basidiomycota; Agaricomycetes; Russulales; Peniophoraceae.
AUGCGCCUCAACCUCACUGCCAAAGACAUCGGCCACACUGAUCUUGUCGAUGAAGCUACAGGCGACGUGCAGUAUACCAUCCGCACGAACAUAGAUGGGAAGAUGAAGACCGUCAGGAGGCCCUUACAGGAGCCUGCGCCCGAUCAUGCUCCAGGUCCUUUGGUCGGGCGCUUUCAUUUGCACACCGUGACGGCGGACACGAUGGAGCGACGAGAGGGCGAGCAAAUCCACGUGAAGGACUGGAUGCAUGACGAAAACAAGGAAAGCGCGUACACGAGUCAAUCUGGGAAGAAGUACGCCUGGUCCAUGCAGAAGGAUGGUGACGCUAUUCUUCACGACGAAAGCGGUCAACAAGUGGCGUAUCUGUAUGAACGGUCUUCAUCGCUUUUCAACAAGGAGAAACGAGAAAGGGCUUGCUUAGAGGUCAGCGACGAUAUGAUGGCAGACUUCGACGAUAUCGUUUUGAGUUGCCUGUACCUCAAGAUCCGUGGUCAACACGCCGGUGUGUUUGGAACAUCUUUGAGUCAUAAGCUGGCGGUUGCAAUGUCCUCUGGAACGGGGCUGUCGACAUGA